AACCAAACUAAGUAUGUUUUUUCUCUUGGGAGCUUCCUUAAUUCCAAGGACAUAGAAAACGUUUUCACCAUGCUUGCUCAUUCCUUAAAACGCAAAAGUGAUUCCUAGAAAUAUCGCCUAAGUGCCACAAUCGACCAACAAUUGAUUUAAGUUAUGGCUUCCAACGAAGAGGGAAAAAUCUCUUUGAAAUAUUGGGUUGACGAUAAAAAAGAACGUGUAAUUGUGGCGGAAGCAAGUGGGGAGUUGGUAGAUGUUCUCUUCAGUUUCCUUACCCUUCCAUUGGGAACUAUUAUUCGGCUUUGGGACACCUCUGAACAACAACAAAGGCGUGAGAACACCUCUGAACAACAAGAAGGACCUGGUUGCAUCAACAAUCUGUGCCCGAGUUUUAAGGAUAUUUUGGGACUUCGGAACAACUCUCAACAACAAGUAGGACGUGAGAACAUCUCUGAACAACUAGUAGGGCGUGGGAACACCUCUGAGGAACAAGAAGGGCGCGAUAACAACUCUGAGCAACAACAAAGGCCUGACAACAGCUCUGAACAACAAGAAGGGCGUGAGAACACCUCUCAACAACAACAAGGACGUGAGAACACCUCUCAACAACAACAAGUAGAGCAUGAGAACACCUCUGAACAACAACAAAGGUGUGAGAACACCUCUGAACAACAAAUAGGGCAUGAGAACAACUCCGAACAACAAGAAGGACCUGGUUGCAUCAACAAGCUGUGCCACAGUUUUAAGGAUAUUUUGGGGCUUCGGUCUAAACAACAAGUAGGGCUUGUUGGACUCUGUUGUUUUUAG
Vigna unguiculata (cowpea) is the source of this 804-nucleotide messenger RNA. Lineage: Eukaryota; Viridiplantae; Streptophyta; Magnoliopsida; Fabales; Fabaceae. The record is from RefSeq and is a predicted model, not a curated record.